AGAAAAAUUGGAGAAAUUUUACUUUUAUCAACUUAGGAAAAGACCAAAAAAAAUGAGGUCAUGGAACUUGGAAAAUCUUGAUCACAUUGAUAUGGACGUCUCUGAUCAAAUCCACGUUAUUAUUUACACGCAAAUCCCUUUGAAUUCCGUCAGUCGUGGCUGUCUCCAAACUAAAGCCAGAGCCACCUUCGUUUUCUCUUUUUGUCUGUACUACUGGAAAAACAAAAUUUGUCAAAAAAUUCAACCCAAACGAGAUUCCUAUUUCCAAUCACCGCUAAAUCCAUAUCCCCUGAUUUCUGAUUUCCCCACUAACGCCGUCUGAUUAGCUGACCAUCGCCAAUCCAGGGGCGGCCAACCCAGAAAAACUUGAAAACGAAGGAAAAGUAGUCAUUAAUACGUUGCGGUGGAAGUGUGGGACCCCACUGUCCAUGAGAAGAAUCUCAGAAUUCUCGGUCUCUAUUAAUGAACAAACCAGCCCCACCACAUAGCAUUCAUAGAUCUCAUCUAUUUUACAUUAAACGAUGCCGUUGUUGAGGCGGAGGAAGGUAACGGAUUCCUCAAAGUCCACGAACUCCGAAUCCACCAUCGAUAAACAAGAUGACAAGAAAAACCAAUCCAAGAGAUUUCGAAGGGAAAGUUAUAGUUCCGAAAAGUGGUCGUGUUGGGACAGUUGUUGUUGGUUCAUUGGUUUCAUAUGUUCGAUGUGGUGGUUUUUAUUAUUCUUAUACAACACAAUGCCCGCUUCGAUCCCGCAAUACGUAACGGAGGCGAUAACGGGGCAUUUGCCGGACCCGCCCGGGGUCAAGUUGAGGAAAGAGGGCUUAACGGUGAAUCACCCUGUGGUGUUCGUGCCUGGGAUUGUGACUGGCGGGCUCGAGCUUUGGGAAGGGCACCAGUGUGCUGAUGGGUUGUUUAGGAAGCGCCUUUGGGGUGGCUCGUUUGGGGAAUUGUAUAAAAGACCAUUAUGCUGGGCUGAGCACAUGUCACUCGAUAAUGAAACCGGACUGGACCCUCCUGGUAUAAGGGUCAGGCCUGUAUCUGGACUUGUGGCAGCUGAUUAUUUUGCAGCAGGUUAUUUUGUCUGGGCUGUUUUAAUUGCUAAUUUGGCUCAGAUUGGUUAUGAGGAAAAAACAAUGUAUAUGGCUGCUUAUGAUUGGAGGUUAUCUUUCCAGAACACUGAGGUCAGGGACCAAACUUUGAGCAGAAUAAAAAGUAACAUAGAACUCAUGGUAGCUACAAAUGGUGGGAAAAAGGUAGUUGUCAUACCGCAUUCAAUGGGAGUCCUGUAUUUUCUGCACUUCAUGAAAUGGGUCGAAGCACCAGCUCCCAUGGGUGGUGGAGGUGGAUCAGAUUGGUGUGCUAAGCACAUAAAGGCAGUAAUGAACAUCGGUGCGCCGUUUUUAGGUGUUCCAAAAUCGGUCUCAGGACUAUUUUCUAUUGAAGCCAGGGAUAUAGCCAUUGCUAGGGCUUUCGCACCAGGGUUUCUGGACAAAGAUGUAUUUGGUCUUCAAACUUUUCAGCAUUUAAUGCGGAUGACUCGUACAUGGGAUUCCACCAUGUCAAUGAUACCAAAAGGAGGGGACACCAUCUGGGGUGGGCUUGAUUGGUCACCUGAAGGAGGAAGCUUUAAAUGUAGUGCAAAAAAGUUGAAAAAGAAUAGCACUCAUAAUACAGGCCAAAAUGCAAACAGCAAUUUGGAUGACAUGAAAAGUGUGAAUUAUGGGAGAAUUAUUUCAUUUGGGAAAGAUGUGGCUGAGGCACAUUCCUCCAAGAUUGAGAGGGUUGAUUUCAGGCAGGAUACUGUGAAGGGUGAUAAGUUGGCCAACUCAAGCAACUGUGAUAUAUGGAUAGAGUAUCAUGAAAUGGACAAUGACAGUAUCAAAGCGGUUGCCGAUUACAAGGUUUACACAGCUGGAUCAAUUUUGGAUCUGCUUCAUUUUGUUGCCCCCAAGUUGAUGGCAAGGGGAGGUGCUCAUUUUUCAUAUGGGAUAGCUGAUAAUUUGGAUGACCCAAAGUAUGAACACUUCAAAUAUUGGUCAAACCCCUUGGAAACAAAGUUACCAAAUGCUCCGGACAUGGAAAUCUACUCAAUGUAUGGAGUUGGGAUCCCCACUGAAAGAGCUUAUGUCUACAAAUUAAUUACUGCUGUUGAUUGCUAUAUUCCGUUUCAGAUAGACACCUCAUCAGAGGGUGGUAGUGAAGAUUCUUGUCUGAAAGGUGGUGUUUUCUCUGCUGAUGGAGAUGAAACAGUUCCUGUUUUAAGUGCUGGUUUUAUGUGUGCAAAGGGUUGGCGGGGUAAAACCAGAUUCAAUCCUUCAGGAAUUCGUACAUACAUAAGGGAGUACAAUCAUGCCCCUCCAGCUAAUCUUCUGGAAGGUCGAGGCACCCAAAGUGGUGCUCAUGUUGAUAUAAUGGGGAAUUUUGCAUUAAUUGAGGAUAUUAUACGAGUAGCAGCAGGGGCUACUAGCGAGGACCUGGGUGGAGAUCGUGUUUAUUCUGAUAUUUUUAAAUGGUCUGACAGGAUCAACUUACAGCUCUAGAUUCAGGACUUGGGAGGUGAGCACUCAAAGGCCAAAGUUUAAUGCAUAGUGACAACAGAGUUCUUGUUCCACCUCCCCUUUUUAACUUGGCAAUUCCCUGAUGAACAGCUGAGAGAUUGGAUUGAGCUUCAUUGUUGGUAGUAACUGGUAGCAGUCAUCUUGGUGGCCAUUUUCUAUCUUGCUUGCAUUGAACUAUUGAACUGCAAGAAAUGGGACAUUGAGCUCCUCAGAAAUGUGUAUUUAUAUCUGUUUUACCUUUUUUUUUUUUUUCUUGCACAGCACCAAAAUAUGGUAUAUGAACAUGGCAUCGCACAUUAUGCUAGGCUCCUUCAAUUCUAGGAGCACUUGUAAAUCAAUGGUGACCUCAUUCUUCAGAUUAGGUUCUAUUACCUUUUUUUGUUAUAGUACAUAAAUUUAUAGUCUGUCUUCUCCCUUUUGUAAUGAGUAUCUCUCUCUGCUAUAUGUGGGGGUGUGUGCGAAUGUAUGUGCAGAAAUGCUUGCCUGCCUGGUGUCCGGUGCCUUCUUCCUUCCGGCAAGGCGCUUUUCAUGCAGAAACACCAAAAGUUGAGCUGUUAAUUGUGCAACCUUCGGAAUAACAAACCUCCUCUGAGAAAAUUUUGGGGAGUGGUCUUAGUUAUAUGAACCAUCGGUGAUUGGAAGGGGAAAAAAACAAGGCAGAUAGCAGCCUAGUGGCUGCAUGUCUUUGAGGCUUGAGCACAUUUGGAAUUUUUAUGCGCAUGAUGUUGCGUUUGAAGGAAAAGGAUAUAAAAUUGCCCAACCAAUCACAAAGAAGAAAGGAAGAGGCAUUGGAUUCUAUAAUUUAAAUAUUUUUGCGUCAUGUAGUAUGUAUGUAUGUCAAGCUAAGCAUGACGCCAUCACCAUUGAGUAAUGAACA
Durio zibethinus is the source of this 3435-nucleotide messenger RNA. RefSeq names its product phospholipid:diacylglycerol acyltransferase 1-like. Gene Ontology annotation, biological process: lipid metabolic process. NCBI's taxonomy places the organism in Eukaryota, Viridiplantae, Streptophyta, Magnoliopsida, Malvales, Malvaceae. The record is from RefSeq and is a predicted model, not a curated record.